This is a messenger RNA of Macrosiphum euphorbiae (potato aphid), 1866 nucleotides long. NCBI's taxonomy places the organism in Eukaryota, Metazoa, Arthropoda, Insecta, Hemiptera, Aphididae. The record is from the annotation of a GenBank genome assembly.
AUGAGUGGCGUGGAAGUUAUACCCAUCGGAGCGAUUGCAGGGGCCGCGUCGCAAGUGGCCUGGUUCCUGCCCGUUUUGGUCGCGGCUAUUGCUUAUUUCCACUACGAAGUAAAUGACCCCGAGUCAAGGAUUAUAGACCAGCCCGGAAAUUUGAUACUCGACCAAUAUGAUUUCAUUAUAGUCGGCGCUGGAUCAGCAGGUGCGGUGCUGGCGAAUAGGUUGACUGAAGUCGAAGAUUGGAGUGUAUUAUUAAUAGAAGCCGGCGGAGAUGAAACUGAAAUAUCCGACGUGCCUUUGUUGGCUGCCUACUUGCAACUUACCCAGCUCGAUUGGCAAUAUAAAGCCGAACCCCAGGAUACUGCGUGUUUGGCUAUGAAAGAUGAACGUUGCAAUUGGCCUCGGGGCAAAGUCUUAGGUGGGUCCAGCGUGUUGAACUAUAUGAUGUACGUGCGUGGUAAUCAAAUGGACUAUGACAGCUGGUUGAAACAAGGCAAUCCGGGUUGGGGAUACAACGACGUGCUCUACUACUUUAAAAAAUCAGAAGACAACAGAAAUCCGUACCUAGCACGGACCCCGUACCAUUCGAUGGGUGGUUAUCUGACGGUGUCCGAGGCGCCAUACAAAACGCCGUUGGCCGACGCGUUCGUCAGGGCUGGGCAAGAAAUGGGCUACGAUAUCCGCGAUAUAAACGGCGAACGGCAGACAGGUUUUAUGAUACCUCAAGGGACGAUCAGAAGAGGAGCCAGGUGCAGUACUGCGAAAGCUUUCUUGAGGCCGGCCAGACUGCGGAAAAACUUGCACGUGUCCAUCAACGCUCAUGUCACGCGUGUGGCGAUCAACCCCGAGACAAAAGUGGCGUUCGGCGUCGAAAUGAUCAAGGACAACACACGACAUUUCAUCCGGGCCAACAAAGAGGUGCUUCUGUCGGCGGGUUCCAUCAGUUCUGCACAGCUGCUUAUGCUCUCGGGCAUAGGUCCCAAGAACCAUCUGACGGAAAUGGGUAUACCCGUUCUAGCCGAUUUGGAUGUCGGGAAAAAUCUUCAAGACCACGUCGGACUCGGUGGGCUCGCGUUUCUGAUUAACAAAGAGGUGUCGUUAACGCAAGAGAGAGUGGAAAACGUCCAAACUGUUCUAAACUAUGCUACGAUGGGUGAUGGGCCAUUAACGGUCAUGGGCGGUGUCGAAGGAUUGGCGUUUAUCAACACCAAAUAUGCUAAUCAAUCAGUCGACACACCGGACAUCGAGUUACACUUCGUUUCUGGUUCCACCAAUUCUGAUGGAGGUGUACAACUGUGGAAAGCUCAUGGACUGAAAGAAGAGUUUUACAAAGCCGUGUAUGAACCAAUUAACAACAAAGACGUGUGGUCUGCUAUACCUAUGUUGUUGAGGCCCAAGAGUCGGGGCGAAAUACUGUUGCGGAGCACCGACCCUUCCGUGUAUCCCAGGAUCUUGCCCAACUACCUGACGGUCCAAGAGGACGUGGACACGCUGGUGGAGGGCGUCAAGUUCGUGGUGGCCAUGUCCCGGACCACACCGUUCCGCCGGUACGGCAGUCGGCUGCACGACAUACCAUUUCCCGGUUGCGCCACCCUGCCACGGUUCACAGAUGCCUACUGGGAAUGCAUGGUCCGGCACUACACGGUGACCAUAUACCAUCCGGUGGGUACCGCCAAGAUGGGGCCCGAGUGGGACAAGACCGCUGUGGUGGACCCGCGGCUCCGCGUGUACGGAAUCCACGGGCUGCGUGUGGUGGACGCGUCCAUCAUGCCCACGCUGGUCAGUGCCAACACCAACGCUCCGGUUAUAAUGAUCGCCGAGAAGGCCGCGGACAUGAUCAAGGAGAAAUGGCUGGGCAGGAAACGGUGA